AUGCCUGGGCCCCCAGCCCCCACGCGCCUCCGCCCUGCAGGGGCCGGCUGUGCUGGUGCUGCCCCGGGGUCUCCUCGGCUGCGCCCGAAGCUCCCCAGCUGGGCCGUCUGCUUCCUCUCCGUUCACAGGCAGCAGUGCCCCCUUCGGUGCUGGGCGUCUCGAGCGAUGGCGUGUGCGCCCACCUGCUUGCCUCCCGCCUGCAGAGACCCCUGCGGCGCCCUCACACACCUGCAGCAUCUGUCGUCCUUCCUUCUCUCGCCUCCCACCCCAGGCUCCUCCGCCUCAGUUGCCAGAAGCCUCCCGGGGGUCCCCCCUUCUCUGCUUCCCUCCCCGCACCGCUCUCUCCCCGCAGCAGCCCCCAUCCGUGGCAUCCGGCUGUCCAUGGUGGCAGGAGACAGGUGCCUGCCGAGCCCAGGCUGCUCACCCAGUACCGGCCGCCCUCCUGGUGCCAAACCCCCUCCCCCCUGA
Messenger RNA from Rangifer tarandus platyrhynchus (Svalbard reindeer), 468 nucleotides. Lineage: Eukaryota; Metazoa; Chordata; Mammalia; Artiodactyla; Cervidae. The record is from the annotation of a GenBank genome assembly.